Messenger RNA from Oryza brachyantha (malo sina), 523 nucleotides. RefSeq lists its product as uncharacterized. Lineage: Eukaryota; Viridiplantae; Streptophyta; Magnoliopsida; Poales; Poaceae. The record is from RefSeq and is a predicted model, not a curated record. The transcript has a single exon. Bases 20 to 418 code for a protein of 132 amino acids.
CGUUACAACGUGGUGUGCCAUGCGUUCCGCUAUCUCCCGCCCUGCUCCCGCGCCCGUGCGCUGCGCGGCGUCGUUGCGAGGCCCGCGGGCGAGGGCGAGCCGGGCCGCCGCGCGCGGGCGUGGUGUCGCCGUCCCCGCGCUCCGCGCGCUGUGCGGCGGCGGGACGGAGCCGGUGGAGACGCGGAAGGACGGUGAAGGGCUAGGGAAGGAGGAGGAGGCUGCGGAGGAGCUGGAGGUGCUGGAGGCGGAGGCCAUGGGCGGGGGCGACGAGGGGCGCCGCCCCACGGACUACGACCGCCGCGCGCACAUCUUCGAGGAGAGCUCCCGGGUGUUCAGCGCCCUCAAGCACCGCCACGACAACGGCGCCGUCGGCGCAGCGGCUGAGAUGGAACGUCACGCGGACAGCGGCAGCUCGUGAUAGCGCCAUGUUGUACGCAAGAUACACAACGUGAACAUAUUAUUGUACUGAUCUAUGAGCAUCAACUCAAACUGCUAACACAUCUGCACCUGUUCUUUUGUUUUU